GUGCGUUCUUGCACAAGUAUUGCGGUCCAGAUCCGAGCUGUCAACAGCUCAUGGCCGACUUCCAGCGCAACAUGAACCAAACGGUCCUCAACCUUAUCAACGCCGGCAACGGUAGCUCUGUCGAUGUCUCGGACAUCAUCGCGCGCAGCGUGCCGGCGGGAACACCGGCGCGCGUAGCGUCUGUCUUUGGGCUCUACCACUCGUGCCUUUCGCAGUAUCGGUGUCCGCUGGUCAAGAUGCCACCCGGUGCGUCCUUCGCGCCCGUUCUUGUCGCGAGCGAAGAAAUGCACAUGGUGAUGAUCUACAACACAUCGGCCAACUUCAACCUCACGUUGACGUACCCGGCUCUCAACGUGACGGUUGACAUCAACAGCGCCACUAUGUCUUUCGACUUUGGCUUUAUGUCAUCGUAUGACGCCACGUAUGCGCUAGCGUCGCAGUGGAACGCAUCGAUGAAGCCGGCAGCGUAUCUCGACUGUUCGAAUACGGUGCCGUGCUACUUUGUCAUGUACCUUCCGCACUCGAUCCUGCCGCUGUCGCUACCAGACAUCGCCUCAAACGGGACCUAUUACUACACGUACAAGCAGACGGCGUACCAAGUACUCCAGCUCAUUCCUGCCAAUACCACGGUGCAGGACUCGAACGUUGAGAUUGUCCAGAGCCCGGCGUGCAACCGCUGCCAACAGCACAUUGCGGCCUGCAACCUCAGCCCGUUCGGUUGCCACGCUGUGCAGUGGUGUGUCGAGAAUGGCAAAGCGACGCAGCAAAUGCAGAACGGACCCUUCUCCCCCACGACCGCCGGGCUCUACACUACGCAAAGUUUGGACGCCUCGUCAUGUCUGACGAAUGUGUCACUGGCGGCGGCGGCCCCAUACCUUGCCGCGUCGAGCUGCUAUGCGACCAACAAGUGUCCGGUGGGAGCGACGUUGAGUCAGAUUUUGGCCGAUCGGAGUCUCGUGACCGCAAUGACGCCGGGUUUCCAGAAGAUUCUCGUCUCGGGGUCCCUCACAGCCUACGUGAGCCUCGAGAUCCGCCUCCUCGGCACCUUCCUUGGUUCUAUCGACUACAUUUCGCUCUACUCGUCGUCGUCCGUGCUCGCGGACCAGCUCCAAGCAAUGUUCAAAUCUUUUGGCACCGUCGACGUCUGGAUCUCUCAAGAAACCAACACGAUGUGGUACAUCCUGCUAUCGUACUACAACUACAUCGGGCCACUGCCAACCGUCACGAUUGUCACGUCGGCGUCCGUGUCAGCGUCUCUUGUCAAUACACAGCACCCGUCGCCAUACUACCAAGUCGUGCCGCUCAGUGGCGCCAAGUUCGGGUUCCCGUACCAAGCCAACGGAGUGGCGCCGACACCGGCCCCGAUGACCACGUCGCCGACGCCGCUGCCCAUGUACGGCUCGAUCGUGUUUCCGUCGGGGGGCCAAACGACCAACACGUCAAUGGUCAAUGCGACGGUGGUCAAUGCGAACCUGACAAGUGUCCCGGUGACAUUUGCGCCCAUGUCAAUUUUGCCGAUGACAAGUGCGCCGGCGACUGCCAUGUCCACUGUUUGCGACCAAUGCCAAGCGUACUUGCAAGCCAAUUGCCUCUCGGAUGCCGCCUGCGUAUCGCUGUUGACCAGCUACCGGGCGGCUAUCAACGUCAACGUCUCGUCGCUUCUCUACAACGGCUCGACGUCGUCGUCGAUGUCGAUUUCGUCCGUGCUCUCGGGACCUCAAACGCCGUUUGCGACCACGACGUUCAAGUCGAUGACGCCCUUUGCACUCUACUACUCGUGCAUGAGCAACUACCAGUGCGCACUCAACACGACAAUGGUCAACGGGUCGCAAAAGAUCGUGGUCUUCUCGACGACACCCGAAGUCCACGUCAUUUCCGUGCCCAACACAACUGCGAGCUUCGACGCGAUCAUCUCGUACCCGACGCUCAACGUCUCGCUGGUCGUGACGAGCAGCGCCCCCAAUGGCCUCAACGCCUCGUUGCAGUCGGUCUGGGGCGUCUCGUUGGCGCCCACCGCGGCGCUUUCGUGCAGCGGCACGUGCACUGUCACGCUGACAUUCCCCAACCUUGUGGUUCCGCUGCCGUUGCCGUUGGUCACGUCGUCGGUUGCGACAGCCACCGCAGCGCGCGCCGCACAAAGCAGCCAAACGUUGUCGUUGUUGCCGCCGACAACCGUCACCAACACGGCCCUCGUGCUCAGCGGGUCCUGCAAUGCGUGCGUCUCGCAGUUUAGCGCGUGUGCUGCCAACGCCGCAUGUGCCAACGUGCUGAGCUGCUGGCGCACGACCGCGGCGAUGGCGUCGACUCUCAACGCCCUCCAAACGUUGCCGCUGUUUUCUUCGGUGAACGCGACGGCCAACACCACGACGUGCUUUGCCAACCAAGCCUUGGCGAGCGCGAGUCUCUUUGCCGCCGCGACGAGCUGCGUGCUGCAGAACGCGUGUCCCGUCGCCGCCGACGCGAGUCUCGCGACCAACAUCACGUCCGUCUACGCCAACCGCAUGGUCGUACCGACGGCGACGACUGCCGUUCAGACCAUCUCGUUUGGCGCGACGAGCGUGGUGACUUUGCAGCUGAGUCUGUGGGGCUUCAGCGUCGGCAGCGUGCCCAAUGUGGCAUUGGCAACGCCAGUAGCGACGAUCGCUGCGUCUGUGCAGGCGCUGCUCGGCGGUAUGGGCCAGGUGACCGCUACGUCUGUCUCCACAGGCGUGACGUCCUGGAGCCUCACGCUGUCAUAUACCAACUACAUUGCGCCGCUACCGACCAUCACAGUCGUCGGCGCGACCGCAACUGUAUCGUCUGCGCCCGCGAGCUGGCUGUACCGAGUCGUGCCGUUCAACGUCGCAGCGUUCGGCUUUCCGUACCGUACAUCCUAGUGUGUGUAAAUGGUGUCCAUGUAAUUGCAUGGCCAAUCUUUGUGAGAAGAAACACUGUAACGUACCCGCCGCGCCACAGGAUAACAGCAGGACCA
Molecule: messenger RNA, 2971 nt
Organism: Saprolegnia parasitica CBS 223.65
Lineage: Eukaryota; Oomycota; Saprolegniomycetes; Saprolegniales; Saprolegniaceae
Exons: 4
Coding region: 51-2876 (941 amino acids)
Source: RefSeq, a predicted model, not a curated record